Adelges cooleyi (spruce gall adelgid) is the source of this 3092-nucleotide messenger RNA. RefSeq names its product E3 ubiquitin-protein ligase UHRF1-like. The record is from RefSeq and is a predicted model, not a curated record. Gene Ontology annotation, biological process: negative regulation of gene expression via chromosomal CpG island methylation; protein ubiquitination. Gene Ontology annotation, molecular function: protein binding; ubiquitin protein ligase activity. NCBI's taxonomy places the organism in Eukaryota, Metazoa, Arthropoda, Insecta, Hemiptera, Adelgidae. The coding region runs from base 292 to 2631 and encodes 779 amino acids. The transcript has 13 exons.
AAAAUAAACGCAAUGUACCAUUGUACUUUGAUAGUGCAUGGUUCGUCUUGGUCUACGCUUAAGUAAGCAAUUUUUUUUCCACCUUAGUGAAGUGACAAAUAGGUGUAAGAAAAUAAUUUUAGCCAAACAAAAUAGAAUAUGAAAAUGUUAGAAAAUUAUUAUUACACCUAGAGGUUUGUGUUGAACUCGUCGGCCAACCGCUGCCGUCCGAAUACCGUUUGACGUUGAACGUUACUUUCAAUAAAUUACUGUAAAAACUUUGGUGUUGUCUGUUGAAUUUACCAGACAAACAUGUACGUGCAAGUGAGAAUGAUGGACACCGGCGUGUCAGUCACGAUACCGACGUCGAGGACGAUGGUGGUCAAAGAGUUCAAGAAACUCGUUGAAGAAAAAUGCAACGUCUCGCCCGACAAGCAACGAUUGUUUUUCGCAGGCAAACAACUUGAAGAUCAAUAUAGAUUGUUUGACUACAAUAUUAAUAUAAACGAUGUUAUUCAACUGAUGAUAAAAGUAGUAGUUCCGGAAAUAAAUAAAUCGAACAAACCAAAUUCUAAAGAUACUAUAAAGGCAAAAAAGGAAAAAACCAAUACUGACGUAUCAACCACGAGUUCAGCUAUUGAUCAAGAUACAGCCGUCGAAGAAGACGCUUCUACCGAAUCUAAGUAUUUUAAAAUUGGUGACUACGUAGAUAUUAAGGACUAUCACUACGGCUCUUGGUUUAUAGCUAAAGUAAUAAAAAUAAAAAAAGAUCCAGCGCCUAGUCAUCAGAACAAUAAUCCAAAAAGUCCAGUCGAAAACGACGGACUCAUUUAUGUGACUGAGAUCGAUGGUUGUCCCGAAGAGCCACCAACUGAAGUUCAGCUACAAGAAGUACGACCACACGCUUACAAAAUAUUGCCUUUUACCGAACUCAAACCGGGCGAACACGUUCUCAUGAACUAUAAUGCAGAAUAUCCUAAAGAACGUGGAUAUUGGUACGAUGUGCUGGUAAAAGAAGUUAAGACCACCAGGAAAGGUCGGGCCGUUGUUGGCGACGUAUCUGUCGGUGCAGACAAUGCGGUUUUGAACAACUGUCAAUUAAUGUUUCUCGACGAUAUAUUCCAACUGGAGCCCUACAAGCUACUUUCGGAAAGAACAGCAGAGGACGAUGAAAUCAUGCAGACAAAGCCCACUACGGAAAGAGCUGGUGCGUUAUUCUGUAUCAAGUGUAAAGACGAUGAUGAUAAAAACUGCAAGGAUUGCGGAUGUCGUGUCUGUGGAGGAAAGGACAAUGACGACAAACAGUUAAUGUGUGACGAGUGCAAUCAUCCAUACCAUAUGACCUGUCUUGAUCCGCCACUGACGGAACUUCCAGAAGACGACGAUUGGUAUUGUCCGUCAUGUAAAAACGAUGAAAAUGAGAUUGUCAAAGCUGGCGGCAAGUUGAAAAAAUCCAAAAAAAAUACACCCGCGAUGACGUCGACGUCCACUCGAGACUGGGGCAAGGGCAUGGCUUGUGUUGGUCGAACAAAAAAAUGUAAUAUUGUACCGUCAAAUCAUUUCGGACCUAUCCCCGGAGUGGAAGUCGGCACUUCUUGGUUAUUCCGGGUUCAAGUUUCGGAAGCAGGCAUCCACCGGCCUCCUGUCGGCGGAAUACACGGCCGCGACAACCAAGGGGCGUUCAGUAUCGUAUUGAGCGGAGGUUACGAAGACGAUGUCGACAACGGGGACGAGUUCUUGUACACGGGCUCGGGCGGACGUGACCUGUCCGGAAAUAAACGUACAGCUUUGCAGAGCUGUGAUCAACAGUUGACGCGCUACAACAGAGCCUUAGCUCUCAACUGCAAUGCGAAAAUUGACGAAAAAGGUGCUACGGCCGCCGAUUGGAAAAAUGGGAAACCCGUCCGCGUUGUAAGAAAUUACAAGCUCAGCAAACAUUCUAAAUACGCUCCGGAAACUGGAAAUCGGUAUGACGGGCUUUACAAGGUGGUUAAAUAUUAUCCAGAAUGCGGGCUGUCCGGUUUUAAAGUGUGGCGCUUUGUUCUGAGACGAGACGACCCAGCUCCGGCUCCGUGGACCGAAGAAGGAAAAAAACGAAUGGCUCAACUUGGUCUCAAAACGAUUAUUCCGGAAAAUUACAUACCAGUUGCAGUGAACGAACCUAAAAAUAAAUUGCCGGGCUCGAAGAGAAAGAGAGCUCUGAAAGAAGCCGAAAUCGUGGAGAACGAACAGUGCAAAAGCGGGUCAGUCAGCGCUCAGGAGAGUGGAGACGACCAAGAAUGUCCGGGCAAAAAACUAAAGAUACAAUACGAACUCGAAGAAGAAGCCACUGCGCUUAUUUCGGCCGAUACGGCUAAUAAAAAAUAUUGGGACGAUUGCAAAGAAAUGUUGGAAAAAGGAAAAAAAGCGUUUUUGGACAGAGUCGAAGAAACAUUUCUAUGCAUAUGUUGUCAGGAAAUCGUUUUCGAACCGAUCACGACCGACUGUUCUCAUAAUAUUUGUAAAGACUGUCUGAAAAGAUCGUUCAGUGCACAAGUAUACCAGUGUCCGUCUUGUAGAGCCGAGUUAGGAAAGAACUACCCGAUGGACGUUAACAGUAAUUUGGCCGACACAUUGUUGUAUCUGUUUCCGGGUUACAACGCGGACCGCUGACCGUCAAUUGGAGAGAAUAAAAGGGAAAACAAAACAGUAAUAUUUUUUAUUUCUUUAUAAACUCAAAAAAAAAAAAUUCCUUUAAAAGAUUGCCUAAAUUCUUAUUUCGGAUUAAAUGUAUUGAUUUUUUUUUAUUGUAGCUAUUUUAUAAGCAGUCAAACAUUAAAAAAUGUUAUGUUAAUACAAUAUCAUAGUAUUUGUGUUUAUCUUCAGUUUAUUAUUAUUUAGUGGAUCAGUUAAUACUUAUUUAUUUCAGUAUUGAAAAGCACCAUUUGUGACAAUAAGAAUAAUGUUGAAUAAUUUUUGUACUAAGACUGAUCUGAUCCGAAUUUGGUAAUUUUAUAAUUUGAAUAACUCAAUUUUACUUUUAUUGUACAUUUAAUUCGCACUAAAAUAUUAGAUUAUAAGAGCAUCUUUGUAAGUAAUUUUUAGUGACCGCGUCGAUUGUAUUUAAUAGAAAA